AUGUCUACUUCAAAACCAAUAAGUUUUUCUGCCGAUCUCAUUCACCGUGAUUCAUUAGAAGGAUCAACCUCGUAUAUCCAAGAUGUCAACGGAACUGACUCUAUGGCAAGAACCAUUAGUCAUUCCAGAUCUCGCUUGUCUUAUUUGAAAUCCAAGCUAAAGGUCCCCAACAAUCACGCGGUGGAAACUACAAACAUUCAAUCAACAAUUAUGGCCGGUGGUUUAAUGUACCACAUGGAGAUUUUCGUUGGCACACCACCUGUCAAGCAAAUUGUGGGCGUGGACACUGGCUCCGACAUGAUAUGGAUUCAGUGCCACCCAUGUGAGCAAUGCUUCCGACAACUUCUACCCAUAUUUAAUCCCAGUAUGUCAUCGUCGUAUAAAGCAUUAAGAAGUGGUUCGGAUGAGUGUAAGGAAUUAGGAGAUAAACGUAUGGAUCUUGAAGACAAUAAAAUAUGCAAAUAUAGUAUAAUCUACGGUGACUGUACAUACAGCUCUGGGGAUCUAGCCAAGGAAUCUUAUAGAGUUGGCCGCACAAACAUCCCAAACAUUGUUCAAGGGUGCGGGAAUUUGAAUGUAGGGAAAUAUGACGUGAAGAGCACCGGUAUACUCGGGCUUGGACUUGAUCCUCUAUCAUUCAUUUUUCAGACUCAAGAUUCAACUGGUGGAAUGUUUUCAUACUGCCUAGUAUCUCGGUUCGGUUCAAACCCAAAUGCAAGGAGUAGGAUUAACUUUGGAAAUAUUAUGUCAUCCUUCAAUUCGUAUGAUGUGGUAUCCACACCAUUGCAUAUGGUGAUAGGCAGCUCAUUAUAUUUUCUCACAUUGGAAUCAAUCAGCGUCGGACAUAUGACAAUUCAAAUGCCAAGAAAAAUUGGUAACAUCGUGAUUGACAACGGGAGUACUUUAAACUAUUUGCCCUCGCUGGUGUUAGCAAAUAUGAAGCAUGCACUAAGACAACAGAUUCAUAAAACACCAUCAAAUGUUCCUGGUCAACUUUGUUAUGAAAUGAACACCGAUAUUCCUACUAUCACUUACAAUUUUGCUAAUGGCGCUAGCUUAGCUUUGUCAAAGACGAACACAUUUAUUAUAUACGAGAACAAUAAGUUGUGUCUGGCUGUGCUAGAAGAUGAAGUAGAUGAAGACAAUGAAAAAGAAACAUCUAUAUUUGGGAUACGGGCACAAAUGGACUUCUUGAUUGGAUAUAAUAUUCCCGAUGCUACGAUCUAUUUUAAACCAACUGAUUGUUCAAGGGAAGGCAUGUAA
Impatiens glandulifera is the source of this 1263-nucleotide messenger RNA. Its product is annotated as aspartic proteinase CDR1-like. Gene Ontology annotation, cellular component: extracellular region. Lineage: Eukaryota; Viridiplantae; Streptophyta; Magnoliopsida; Ericales; Balsaminaceae. The transcript has a single exon. The record is from RefSeq and is a predicted model, not a curated record. The coding region runs from base 1 to 1263 and encodes 420 amino acids.